Messenger RNA from Racocetra persica, 224 nucleotides. NCBI's taxonomy places the organism in Eukaryota, Fungi, Glomeromycota, Glomeromycetes, Diversisporales, Gigasporaceae. The record is from the annotation of a GenBank genome assembly.
CUACUGCAGAUGGCUACUUUGGUUGGUUUGUUGGUAAAAACAGAAUAUUAAAAUCAAACAGUAGCAGCAUAGAAUAUGGGGAUGAUCAAGUAAUAUUUUGGUUUCGAAUUCGUGAAGAAGUUUUUUUUAAUAAGGAAGAUGGUGUCCAUGGUGAGAAAAUUAUAGGUGCAAUUGUAGGCGCGUUAAGAUGUAAUAUCAGUUCGGGUUCAGUUAUACCAAACUAA